CUGCAUUCUUAAUAGAUAGCCAGCAGGAAAUGCCUCUUAUAGCCCGGGCUGGAGGGGUAGAAAGUAGCGAGGGGAGGGUACAAAAUCCCCAGCCCCUGCUUCCGCAAGCCCUGAGCUGCUCCAAAGUGGGCCAGGCGACUCUGACCACCCCUACGCACCUUCGCCCAGCCCUGGGAUCUUGCUGUCUCAGUUUGAUGGUCAGGAGUUAAGCUGUCAUCUGCGUCCCUCACGAUGGAAGAAACGGGGAAGACCGCUGUCCAGCUGCAGAGACCCAUAAAGACCGAGUGGAAUUCUCAGUGCAUCCUUUUCACCUAUUUCCAAGGGGACAUCGGCAGCGUAGUGGACGAACACUUCUCCAGGGCUCUGAGCAGUGUCAAGAGGCCCCAGCGACUGAGCCCCUCGAGCCAGAGUGCAGAUGUGAUCCUGAGGAACGAUGGUGACAUGCCUCCGAAUCGGUGGCGUUUCUCUUCUCAGUGGACAAAGCCAGAGCCCGGAGCAUCUUUUGCAUACGGUGCCACCGACUGCAGCUUCCACGGGCCCGGUCUCAUGACUAUGGAUCACUACCCGGUGCCCCUGGCGGGGAGCCCCUCCGUUCCAUCUGGCGAGCCGUGGCCUUACCCCUCCCCGGCCAGCCCCAGCUCCUCGGAGCCUGGCUACUGUCACGCCUACUCUGGCGGGCACGUGCCGUCCGAGCCCCAGCCUGAUGGGAAGUAUGAGCCUUUCCUAAGCCUCCUCCAGCAGGACCGAUACCUAGCCCCUCCUCAGGAAGCUGCGGUGUGGGAGGAUUGCAGCUCUGCUCCGACAGCCGGAAGCACGGGAUUGACCUUCAACUUGCCUGCCGGCUCAGCCCACUAAAGCCAGUCUCCAGAGAGAAGAAAUGUGGUUUUUUUUGUUUUUUUUUUUUUUGGUUUUUUUUUUUUUUUUUAUUGAAUUUCAGUCGGAAGAAGAGAAUUCCUUUUUCCAAACCUGCCCGUGAUUUUCUACUGUGAAUCCUGAGGGUCUAGAGACUGCACCGUCCUUUUCCCUUUCCGUCACUGGACAGCAUUGCACCAGGAGCAAGUUUCUGUUCUCCC
Leopardus geoffroyi (Geoffroy's cat) is the source of this 1073-nucleotide messenger RNA. It is a transcript of the gene VGLL1, whose product is annotated as vestigial like family member 1. Gene Ontology annotation, cellular component: nucleus. The coding region runs from base 232 to 855 and encodes 207 amino acids. The record is from RefSeq and is a predicted model, not a curated record. NCBI's taxonomy places the organism in Eukaryota, Metazoa, Chordata, Mammalia, Carnivora, Felidae. Gene Ontology annotation, biological process: regulation of transcription by RNA polymerase II. The transcript is spliced from 4 exons.